ACCUGCCAUGUAGGCGCUGUAGGACGGAAGGAAACUACAGUUCUCCCUCUUCCUGGAGCUCGAGUUCUAGUGGCUAGGACCAGCGAUAAAUGAAAGGUUCCAGUUUAGGGAUGUCGAGGGGUCAGGUGUCUCGCGGACGCACGGAGGCCAGCUCACUGCCGCGUCUCUGGCAACCUGGAUUUGGAACGCGCUCCCGCCAGGGCGGCAGGAGGAGUCUCGCGAGGAUCUCCGAGAUUUCGCGCGGGAUCUCGCUCGGUUGCCGGGAGACGGCGCAGCCUCCGCGGAGCUGGCGCGCUCCGCUGCUGGUCCCAGCGGCGCUGGUCCGCCGGCACCAUGGCGCCCAAAAAGAAAGGGAAGAAAGGCAAAGCCAAAGGCACCCCAGUUGUCGAUGGGCUGGCUCCAGAGGACAUGAGCAAGGAGCAGGUGGAAGAGCAUGUCAACCGCAUCCGAGAGGAGCUGGACCGGGAGCGGGAGGAGCGUAACUACUUCCAGCUGGAGCGAGAUAAAAUCCAUACCUUCUGGGAGAUCACACGGAGGCAGCUGGAGGAGAAGAAGGCUGAGCUUCGAAACAAAGACCGGGAGAUGGAGGAGGCUGAGGAGAGGCACCAAGUGGAGAUCAAGGUGUACAAGCAGAAGGUGAAGCAUCUGCUGUAUGAGCACCAGAACAACCUGACGGAGAUGAAGACUGAGGGCACAGUGGUCAUGAAGCUGGCUCAGAAGGAGCACCGUGCACAGGAGAGUGUUCUGCGCAAGGACAUGAGGACACUGAAGGUGGAGUUGAAGGAGCAGGAACUGGCCAAUGAGGUGGUGGUGAAGAACCUGCGACUGAAACAUACCGAGGAGAUCACCAAGAUGCGGAAUGACUUUGAGAGGCAAGUUCGAGAAAUUGAGGCCAAGUAUGAUAAGAAGAUGAAGGUGCUGAGAGACGAGCUUGACCUGCGGAGAAAGACUGAGAUCCACGAAGUGGAAGAGAGGAAGAACGGCCAGAUCAAUACACUGAUGCAGCGUCAUGAGGAGGCCUUCACUGACAUCAAGAACUACUACAACGAUAUCACGCUCAACAACCUGGCCCUCAUCAACUCCCUCAAGGAGCAGAUGGAGGACAUGCGGAAGAAGGAAGAACACCUGGAGAGGGAGAUGGCAGAGGUGUCUAUGCAGAACAGGCGUCUGAUAGAACCUCUACAGAAGGCACGGGAGGAGAUGAACGAGAUGCAGAGGAAACUUGGAAAGUAUGAGAGGGACAAGCAGAUCCUGGUGAGCACAACAGCACGCUUGAAGGUUACUGAGAAAGAGCUGAAAGACCUGCAGUGGGAGCAUGAGGUGCUGGAGCAGCGGUUCAUCAAGGUACAGCAAGAGCGGGAUGAACUCUACCAGAAGUUCACUGCAGCCAUCCAGGAAGUGCAGCAGAAGACAGGCUUUAAGAACCUUUUGCUGGAGCGCAAGCUGCAAGCACUAAAUGCUGCCAUGGAGAAGAGGGAGGUGCAGUUCAAUGAGGUGCUGGCGGCCUCCAACCUGGACCCUGCAGCACUAACACUUGUGUCCCGCAAGCUGGAGGAUGUUCUGGAGUCAAAGAACAGUACCAUCAAAGACCUGCAGUAUGAGCUGGCCCGAGUCUGCAAGGCUCACAAUGACCUCCUGCGUACAUAUGAGGCGAAGCUGCUGGCCUUUGGGAUUCCCCUGGACAAUGUGGGUUUCAAGCCUCUGGAGACAGCUGUGAUUGGGCAGACACUGGGCCAGGGCCCUGCGGGACUUGUGGGUACCCCAACCUAGUCACACGCUUGGGGCUGCAGCCCGCAGAGCUGACCAGGCACACUCCCCAGAUGACCCCCCUUUCCAGGCAGUAAGUUUUUAAUUUUUAGAUUAUCAUCAGUGAAUGAAAGUUUUUCCACAUUUCCUUGUGUUCUCUUGCUGGGCUGUAUAGGGGAGAACCACCUGCAGGGCCUCUGCCCAGGGUAUCCCAGUCUGACUCCUUCCCUGGGGGCACGUCCAGCUGUGCCACACCACACCUGAGUCUUCCGACCUUAGUGGCACCUCCUCUGACAACCCCCCUUGUUCGUGUGGGGGCCGAGGUGAUAGAGCUCUGGCCACCCACAAAUUGCCCCCGUUCCAAAGAUGGGAGCAGCUCUGCAGAUGCAGCACUGACAUUAGGGACCUGAGUGAGUCACGGUUGCCCACCACAAGUAGCUCUGCAGAUACAGCACUGACUUUAUUGACCCAAGUCACAGCUGCCCACUAAGAAAUUCCAGAGGUGGGCCAGAACCUCCAAGGAAGCGGGCAACCACUGAUGGUGGGUGGGCAGCCCAGCCAGAGCAAGGAUGGGCUCUAGCUCCCUCGGUAGGUGGUGUAGGACCAUGGGCUCAGCAGCAGAGGCACAUGGAACUUCUGGGUUUCCUUUGUGAUGGUGAAAACAACCUGAGAGACGCAGAGAAGGAACAAGAAGACAGGGACCACAGCACAGGAGCAACCUGGCCCCAGUGCUCCCUGGGAAAGCAGCCCGGAUGGUGGGGCAGGGUCAGCUGAAGCCCAGUGGUGGACUGGGGCCUUCCUGAGGGCUGAGGAUGGGGGUAAAUCAUCCCCUGGGCAUGCUGGAUGUGAAAAAGGCCAGGUUCUUUGACUGGCUCCAGGUGAAAGGGGAGGCAGUGAGGGAAGGCCCAGUGAGCUGGAGUCAGGGCAGAUGAAAACCUGUCUGUGAAGAGGGGAUGAGUCACCCCCAGCCUGCCUCCCCAAAGUCUGACUUGGGCAGGUCAUGGAUGGGCAUGUUGACAUGAAGUCUCAUGCCUCAAGUCCCAGGACCCCUUUCUUGUGGGGAGCUCAAAGCAGGCAUGCUCUUGUGCCUUUCACCUCCCUCGGAGAGGUGGGACCGGUCUGCUGACGAGUCCUGGCCGAGGGCCUGGCCUGCAGGUCAGUGAGUCAGAGCCUCCACCCUCUCCAUCCCCCACAGCACUCACCUCUACAUAUGGGUAGAAGCUCUCCUGUCCCCUCUCCUUCCAGUAGCUCUCAGUGUCAAAGGACAGCUUGUAGGUGCCUGGCUUCAUCUGGCCUGGCCUCAGGAGCCCAGGACAGCGGCCAUCUGGGUCUGUAUAGCUGGGGAGAAGAUGGGCUGCCGAGCUCAGAUGUGGAGCCAGCCUCCCCAGUCCCCUUGGGUCUGACCCCUGUGGCCUCAGACACUCUGCAGCCUGAUGCAGACAUAGCUGAGCAGAGAUGGUGGGGCAGUUUCUAGGGACACUGCUGCACUGCCUAUUUAGGAAAUCAAUAGAGAAGCAAAAAGGGAAAAAUUCUCCCAUGGUCAUUGUAUUCAAUAUGUUUUUCUAGAUUUUUUUCUAUGUUUAAAUGUUUAUUUACAAGUUUUUUUUUUUUUCCAAAAUGCAUGAUAGACUGUACUAUUCAUAAUGUUUUCUAACCUGUGUUUUUCAUAUAAUUUACUGUGCCUGGCUUUCUGGGUCAAUAACCAUACAUUUAUGUGGUGGCCUGUUUCCAACUGGAUGGAAGGUCCAUGUUGAGCAGGCUUAUCCCUCAUGGAGUGUUUUGAAGGCCUGCAGUUCUGCCUCAUUACCUCUAAAGUUCCCAUGUUCUUCAUACCAGGUGGACCUAAAGUGUCCCACUGCACUUAGGAGGGGAAGUGCAUGCAUGGUGUGGGGGUGGGAAUGGUUCUAUCUAACCCUAUGGGGGCUCCUGGCCAGAGCAGCACUGUGCUCAUUUAGAUGGGACUGGGCUCCUCGCUCCCCACCUUCUGUGAAGAGCUGAACAGGGAAGGAACAGCUACACCCUAGACCCUGAACCUUUGGGCCUACCUUCCCACCUGGCUCCCCACUCCUGCUCCCAGGCUGGAAAGGAGGCCACAGAGGUGCCUGCCCUCCUCAAGAUGGAGGGUCAUGGGGAUGAACCUGCUUACAAGGGCCAGCUGCAGGGCCACAACCCAGCCAGUCUGGGCUUUCAGCACCAGAGACUGGAAACCCCAACCCCAGCAGAGUGUGUGUGCAUAUCCAGGCUGAGGAACACAGGCCUAGCUUGGAAGCCUGGCUUCUACCUCACACUGCCUCAGUCUUCCCAUCUGUAAAAGGGUAAUUUGGUUCCUGUUCACAGGAUGUAUGGAGAAUAAAAAGAGCAGAAAUUAGGUGCUAUGCCAUCUGAGGCCUUAACUCAUCAGGCCUCUCAAGGCCAUGGGAGAGACAUACUGCUCCCACCCCAGCAAGGCCUCAGCAAACUGAGUAGGAUGUUCAUGCCUACUUUCACUGUCCCUGUAUUCCCACCUGAGGAACUGAGGCUCAGAGUCAGUGGGGAGGGUCCAGGCUGGGAAUCUGUGGGCCUCGAGGCUGAGGGGUUGGUGUGUGCAGGUGGGCAGCAGUCAGCUCUGCCCUGCAGCCCUCUGUCUGCACUCCUUGGCUGUCUGGGAUCUGAUCUGUCUGGGUGGGACUCAGCAAAGGCUGGUGCUGGUGGUGGAUCAGAUGCUCUGGAUUCCCUCCCAGCCCCAGGGCCUGCCUCCUACCUUUUCCUCAGCUCUGUCCACUGCUGGGUGAGGUCCUCCAGCCGGGACAAGUGGAGGCAGAGGCCACAGGCUGGGAGCCCCGAAGCAGUGUCUAGCACGUGUGUGGUCAGUGGGCUGCUGUCAGGCUCCAUGCCACUGCCCUGGAUCACAAGAUGGGCAGGGUGAGCUCUUGAGGGCCUGUGCACUCAGUCCCCAGCCCUGCAGUCCACACCUCUGUGAGGAGGGUAAACAGCUCAAUUGCCCUGAAGGCAGCCUGAGUGCAAGGGUCACUGGAAUUGCUGAAUUUCAGGGCGAGGUGUGGACCCCACUUUCGCCUCCCCCCAGCCCUAGUUCCUGCCCGUCCAUGGCCUAGUUCUCUCAGAACCCAGCUCUCCUUUUGCGUCCGUGGUUCAUAGGUCCCUUCAGUGCUUAGCAACCCCCCACCCCCAGGCAGAUGAGGGAACAGGAAC
Messenger RNA from Sciurus carolinensis (gray squirrel), 4935 nucleotides. It is a transcript of the gene Gas8, whose product is annotated as growth arrest specific 8. The coding region runs from base 334 to 1770 and encodes 478 amino acids. Gene Ontology annotation, molecular function: microtubule binding; small GTPase binding. The record is from RefSeq and is a predicted model, not a curated record. NCBI's taxonomy places the organism in Eukaryota, Metazoa, Chordata, Mammalia, Rodentia, Sciuridae. The transcript is spliced from 11 exons. Gene Ontology annotation, cellular component: microtubule; motile cilium; Golgi apparatus. Gene Ontology annotation, biological process: flagellated sperm motility.